AUGAUGUACGUAAUUUACCCUGCCAAUAAUAUCUCAUUCAAUCAGAUAUGCCUUCUCUUUCAGCCCCCUCACAGGAUGUCGACUCCGUCUAGGAAGAGACUUAUGAGGGAUUUCAAGAGGUUGCAGCAGGAUCCACCUGCGGGUAUUAGCGGUGCCCCUCAAGACAACAAUAUUAUGCUUUGGAAUGCUGUUAUAUUUGGUCCUGAUGAUACACCUUGGGAUGGAGGUACGUUCAAGUUAACACUUCAAUUCACUGAAGAUUACCCAAACAAGCCUCCAACAGUGAGAUUUGUUUCGCGGAUGUUCCAUCCCAAUAUUUAUGCAGACGGAAAUUUUACAAAUAUUGUACACUUGAUUUUCUUUGAUCUUCUUCUGGAAACUGCCAGGAGUGAAAAUAUUAGCUUUUUUGAGGCUGCUUAUCCAGUGCCUCAAAUCUCAAACAAUGAGGUGUUCCAAAGGUAG
Messenger RNA from Fraxinus pennsylvanica, 462 nucleotides. The record is from the annotation of a GenBank genome assembly. Lineage: Eukaryota; Viridiplantae; Streptophyta; Magnoliopsida; Lamiales; Oleaceae.